AGUACCGGUUACAUGAGUUUCCUAUAAAUUAGUGUUUUAAGCGUUGAUUGAGAACACUUCAUACUCGUGUGCAGCUCGCACGUGUCUACAAUAUUCUUUCGUUAUUCUAUAACAAUGGCCAAUAAAUUUAAUAUAAUCAGUUUAAUUGUUGUUAUAAGUGUUUACGUGUGUUAUGUUUAUGGGUUUCCGAAAAAUAAACUUUAUGAUUUGAAACGUUACAAGUUCUAUAGUCGCGAGGAUUGGGGAGCGACCCAAGCGACUGAUACAAGACCAAUAGUGACCCCGGUACCCUACGUCGUCAUACACCAUACAUAUUUACCAGCGGCGUGUAACACCACACAGCAAUGCUUUGACGCAAUGAAAUCUAUGCAAGACUACCAUAAUAGUAUGAGCUGGGGAGAUAUUGGGUACAAUUUCUGCGUGGGCAGUAAUGGCGGCGUGUACGAGGGUCGCGGCUGGGACAUCGUUGGCAUACACGCAGGCCGCGCUAAUAACCAUAGCUAUGGCAUUUGUCUUAUCGGCGAUUGGAGAGUGGCAACACCGCCUAAAGCGAUGCUAGAAUCGACAAAGCGACUCAUCUCUAUAGGAGUUCAGAAUGGAUCGGUCAGUCCCAACUACAAGCUGAUAGGUCACAACCAAGUGAUGGCGACAGAGUGCCCCGGGACUGCGCUCUUCAAUAUUAUAUCAACAUGGGACCAUUUCACAACAGACGUUACUGCUUUCAAAACAAUUGUAUCAAAAGAUAAUGUUAGCUAACAGUUUGAACAUUUUAUUGCA
Molecule: messenger RNA, 777 nt
Organism: Papilio polytes (common Mormon)
Lineage: Eukaryota; Metazoa; Arthropoda; Insecta; Lepidoptera; Papilionidae
Product: peptidoglycan-recognition protein LB-like
Exons: 4
Coding region: 115-756 (213 amino acids)
Biological process (GO): innate immune response; peptidoglycan catabolic process
Molecular function (GO): zinc ion binding; N-acetylmuramoyl-L-alanine amidase activity; peptidoglycan binding
Source: RefSeq, a predicted model, not a curated record